AUGGCCAAAUCCCCAAUUUGGGAGCAUUGCUGGAUUUGCCCAAAAGAGUCAUUUUACCAACUCCUGCUCCAUCAUACGAAGAACAUGAGUUUUGCGCUCACAUUUCACAAGCAGCUUGAGACUAAGAUAUCCAAAAUCAAACUAGAAGAUCAAGAACAAGAAAUGAGAAACCAAGGUCAUGUAUGGAACAUAAUCUGUGGUAGUGUUGAUUCAUCAGUACUUAAGUGUACAAUUGAAUUAGGCCUUCUUGAUACAAUUCAUAAUUCAUCCAAACCCAUGACACUAUCCUCCCUAUCAGCCUCACCAUCUUUAUCUACACUCAAAAUCGAAAACUUAUAUAGAUUAUUGAGAUACUUAUCUCAUAUGAAUCUCAUUACCGUCAAUUCAGUUGAAGGGAGUGAUACAUUUUCAUUAACAAAUAUAUCUAAAUUACUACUUAAUAAUCAAGAAAGAAGUUUAAAGGAUUGGGCGCUUGGUAUCGACGACGAACUUUCGAUUAACGGGUGGCAUGAAUUAAGUGAUUAUUGUUUAUCCGCCGAUGAUGCACCGACUCCUUUUGUGAAGUUCCACGGGAAAACUUUAUGGGAAUUAGCUGCAGAAGUUCCCGAAGUUAAUGAGCUUAUUAAUAAUGGAAUGGCUAGUGAUAGUAGGAUGGUAAUGCCUGCAUUUGGUCAAAGUUGUGGUAGUAUCUUGAAUGAUGUUAAGAAAAUAGUUGAUAUUGGUGGUGGUACAGGUGCUGCAAUGAGUUAUGUUGCUAAGGCUUUUCCAGCUAUAAAAUGUAUGGUUUUUGAUUUGCCUCAUGUUGCUGAUGCUGCACCGCAGAUUCCAGGUGUUCAAAUGGUUGGUGGUAAUAUGUUUGAAUUCAUCCCUCCUGCUGAUGCUCUUUUAUUGAAGUUCAUGCUCCAUGGUUGGAAAGAUGUUGAAUGCAUAAAACUACUGAAGAGAUGUAAGGAAAUAAUUCCUGCACAUCAUGGGAAAGUGAUCAUAAUAGAAAUGGUUUUGGAUCAUGACGAAGAUGAUGAUGAUUUGACACAAGCUAGAUUGAGUUUUGAUUUAGAUAUGAUGUUGAGCUCAGGAGGGAAAGAAAGGACAAAAGAUGAAUGGAGAAUUUUACUUGAAGAGGCUGGUUUCAAUAAGAUUGAAUUUAUUCCUAUUUUUGCUAUUCAAUCAGUUAUUGUUGCAUAUCCUUAGGCAAACAUUGGCAAGCUAAUUUCACUUAAGCUUUUGCACUUUCUUACU
This is a messenger RNA of Papaver somniferum (opium poppy), 1239 nucleotides long. Its product is annotated as (RS)-norcoclaurine 6-O-methyltransferase-like. Lineage: Eukaryota; Viridiplantae; Streptophyta; Magnoliopsida; Ranunculales; Papaveraceae. Gene Ontology annotation, molecular function: S-adenosylmethionine-dependent methyltransferase activity; O-methyltransferase activity; protein dimerization activity. The transcript has 3 exons. The coding region runs from base 1 to 1191 and encodes 396 amino acids. Gene Ontology annotation, biological process: methylation. The record is from RefSeq and is a predicted model, not a curated record.